Messenger RNA from Podarcis muralis (Common wall lizard), 3397 nucleotides. It is a transcript of the gene ENOPH1, whose product is annotated as enolase-phosphatase 1. Lineage: Eukaryota; Metazoa; Chordata; Lepidosauria; Squamata; Lacertidae. Gene Ontology annotation, molecular function: magnesium ion binding; acireductone synthase activity. The record is from RefSeq and is a predicted model, not a curated record.
GCCUCCCCGUCCAUUCGCGGCAGCCAAUCGGGCUCCCGCGAUCCGGAUGCAGCGGCGACUCCGCUUCCAGCCACGUGGUGCGCCCGAUCCCCUCCUCUCUCUCUCUCGCCAGUUCCCCGCGGCUCCUCCCGACGUUUCCCCUCCGACGCCGCGUCCCAGUGAAGCCGCUUUCCGGGGAGGGUCCGUGCGCGCUUGUGUGCUUGGAUCGGAGCCUUGCGCGCUGCCGUGCGCGCAGCCAGCAGCCUCACCCCCUCGGCUCGGGGGCCCCCGCGUUGGACAUGGUGGGCUUCGCCGUCCCCGCAGAAGUCAGAGUGCUCCUCCUGGACAUCGAAGGCACGACGACACCCAUCGCGUUUGUCAAGGAUACUCUGUUUUCCUACAUCAAAGACAACAUCCGAGAGUACCUUCGUGCGCACUGGGAGGAAGAGGAGUGCCAAGAAGACGUCGGCCUUCUGAGAAAACAGGCUGAAGAAGAUGCCCACAUGGAUGGAGUGGUGCCCAUCCCGCUGGAGACCAGGGAUGGAGAGGAAGAGGUGGAGCGCAUCAUCCAGGCCGUCAUAGACAACGUCCACUGGCAGAUGUCUUUAGACAGGAAGACAACUGCCUUAAAGCAGCUCCAAGGCCACAUAUGGAGGGCAGCGUACGAAAACGGCCGCCUGAAGGGAGAGUUCUUUGAUGAUGUGGUUCCAGCAGUCAGGAAAUGGAGAGAAGCAGGGAUGAAAGUUUACAUCUAUUCCUCUGGGAGUGUUGAGGCGCAAAAGCUCUUUUUUGGGAACUCUACGGAAGGCGAUAUUUGCGAGCUCUUUGAUGGCCACUUUGACACCAAAAUAGGCCCGAAAGUGGACAGCGAGAGUUACCAGAGGAUUGCCGCAAGCAUCGGGUGUUCCACAAGCAACAUACUGUUCUUGACGGAUGUCACUCGGGAGGCAGAUGCCGCAGAAGAAGUCGACGUGCAUGUGGCGAUAGUAGUCCGGCCGGGCAACGCGGGCCUGACAGACGACGAGAAAUCUUAUUAUAGACUCAUAACCUCUUUCAACGAACUCUUCUUGCCGUCCUCCACUUAAAGAAGCAAAUUUCUGCAUUUCUGUUAAGGAAAGAAAGGAUGAUACGGGAGCCUGACCAAAAUCCUCCUUGUACUAUAAUACGGUAGUUUAUUGCUGGUGACAUGAAUUUUGGAAUUGAGAGCAUUGGGAUCCUUGGCCUUCCAGCGACAGGAAUUUGAACCCGGUGUGGUUGAGACAUCUGCUGGUGUUGCAGGCACACCUUGGACCCAGCGGCUGCAAAGCCCUGGUUGUCAGCACAUCCUUGCUUUGGAAUUGCACGUGGAAGUCAUGCAAGCCACCAGGAGGAUGUUGUCCAUGGAAGGCCUUCUUGAGACGAAGGGGGCUGCCUAAGUUUACCCGCAGCCGCCGUUCAUCUCCAGAGGCUCCUGUGUAGGAGAUCCUUGCCGUGGGUUGUGCCCAGCAUGUUUACCUCAGACACACAUUCCCUUAGCUUCAUUCUCUCCUGCAAAUAAUAAACAAGUCUUUUAAGGUUUUUAUGUUCUGCUGUUUUUGGUUUACAAGCAGGGGUGGGGAACAUCAGGAUCAGGGCCAAAUGCAGGCCUCUAUCCCGCCCAUGGGAUUCUCCUCAGGCCACACCCCUUCCUCGGGCCACGCCCUUCCUUGGCCACACCCCUUCCUCGGGCCACACCCCUUCCAGGUUCUGCUCCUCUGGUGCGUUUAUCUAGCUGGAACGUGCCCCAAUCUUGUUUGUCUUAGUGAAGGAUAGAGAGAUUUGGCAAGCAGAGACACAAAAGCCCCGAGUUUUGCAUGCUGGAAUGUAGCCUGCUAUGCAAAGAUCGCAUUAUCUGCUCUGCUUAAGAGUUAACUAAUGCGCUGAGGAAAUAAGGUACUGAGAGGAUGCAGCGUGAACUGACUUGCAGACCAAAAUCUGUAAACACUUUUGAAGGCCUUCCCAGGCGAAGCUUUCUGUGCCAAGGUGGUGCGAUAUUUUGCCCACCCCAGUCCCAGCGUGUUUUGGGAAAUCUGUACAACGUUAGCAUAGCUAAUGUAUAGAUUGGCGGGGGAGGGAAGGAUUGUAUUUUCCCUUUACUGUGGGCAAACACAAUCUCUCCCCUUCAGCUACUGAUAGGUUGAGUGUUUUGUGCAUUGCAGCUGCAAUCAAUUGGACAGUACCUGUGACGUCGAUGCCACAAAUCACACCAAUCAUUUCUCCCUUUACUUGUACCAUUUUGUGGCUGUUGAAUUCCCAAAAUGUCAUCUUUUUUUCCCCCCAGACGUUUCACCCCACUGACCCCUUUCAAAGUCUGCAUGGUUUUUUUGGGUCUCCAAGACAGGAGUGUGUAUCGCCUCAAAUUCAGUGUGCAGCUGUGCCUUGGCAUACAGCUGUUUCCAAGCUGCUCCUUCCCCUUUCCGUUCUGCGUGGAAGAGAUACAACUUCAUCCACACCGGACAGGGCGAAUGCUGAGAGAAAGCAGUGUCGUUUUCCACACAAGCAACUACUUCCUUGCUUGUAAGUAAAUACUAUUGCAAGGCACUGUAACCAGGGCAUUGUCUUCAAGGCAUAUUUUGCAGCAGUCUUGGCCAGUACUGAGCAGCUCUGUGACUGGCCAGGACCUAGAUGGCUGAUGGCCUGGAACACUUAUGUCUUAAGAUAGGCAGAAUGCAGAAUAUAACAGACCACAUCCUCAUUGUAAAUUUCAAACACUGUGAUACAACUUGGUAGUGGCUCCUCAUCGCCACCCAAAACCAUCAGAAGUGCGGUUUGUUAAUGGUGCUGAGAGUUUUCAGGAGAACCCAUAUCACCUCACAGAGCGACAAUUCCCAGAAUUUCUUGGAAAGGGGGGUUGAUAAACAAUUCUGGGAACUGUAGCACCGUAUGAUUGUUAAAGGGGUAUGAUACUGCUUUAAUAGUAUUGUGCAGAUGUGGCCAUAAGUAUAGCAAGUUACAUUCACAUUAUGUUGUAGGACCAGGGGGUGGGCAGGCUUUGUCCUAGGGAAAAGUCCUGCCCUAUGCAGAAGCCCAGAACAAGGCUUUGACCUCUUCUGCGGCCUCUUCAGGGAUAAAGGGCUGUUAGAAACAGUGCACAUGAAUAUGUAUCCACCCUGCUGCGUAAGGAUCCCAGUUCUCACUACAACCUUUGCAUGCUGGGAAACAAAAUAUUUCCAAUGAAAUCCAUUUGAGCAAUAAAGCUUCUUCCUUGAGUAGCGAUGGGAGGCGUCCCUUUUGCUGCAGAUCUAUUCAAUGUCCGUGUGAUUGUCGCCUUGUAAUGCAUGUGUUGUCUUUAAACAAAUCUGUGGCCGAAAUGGAAGACCAGCAGCCAUGGCCCCUCUGUCUGAACUGGCUUCACUUCCGCCCAAGCACUUGUGGUAAAUAAAGGUUUGUCUUUAGUGUU